AAACAAGGAGGAAGUCUUUCCCUUUAAAAAGGGUCAAAGAGGGUUCCUUAAAUAAAAGGUUGGUUCCUCGUGAGAGAAAGUCUUUCCCUCUAAUUUCUCUAGAGAGACAGAGAGAGAGAGAUAGCUAGAGAUGGGUGCUUCUGCUUCGGUUCCCGAGAGAUCCGUCCAUCAAUUCACUGUAAAGGUAUUCUCUUUUCGCUCAUACUAGAGGAGGAGGUUGCAUCGGCGCUGUGAUAUUUGUUUAUUCCUUAUCGUUGUUGUUGCUGUUGUUUCCUGGGAAUUAGGAUAGCUCCGGCAAGGACCUGAAUAUGAGCAUUUACCAAGGGAAAGUCCUCCUCAUCGUCAAUGUUGCUUCCAAAUGCGGUUUCACCGAAACAAACUAUACACAGCUCACCGAACUUUACCGGAAAUACAAGGACCAAGAUUUUGAGAUCUUGGCAUUCCCUUGCAACCAGUUUCUAUACCAGGAGCCCGGCACAAGUCAAGAGGCUCAUGAAUUUGCCUGCGAACGCUUUAAGGCCGAAUACCCUGUUUUCCAAAAGGUACGCGUAAACGGUCAAAACGCAGCACCAAUCUAUAAAUUCCUUAAGGCAAGUAAACCCACCUUUCUGGGUUCCAGAAUUAAGUGGAACUUCACCAAGUUCUUGGUCGGCAAAGAUGGCUUAGUGAUUGAUCGUUAUGGCACGAUGGUUACACCGCUAUCAAUCGAGAAAGACAUCAAGAAAGCUCUUGAAGACGCUUGAAAACAACAGACGAGAUUGCCAAUUAACAAUCACGGUUAAUUUUGUAAUGUAAAUUGCAGCUUUUAUGUCGAAAUUUCUUUUUGGACAUGUUUCUCUGUUUAGUGUAUAAAAAAAGAAUUCCUUUUGGAAGAGUAGGUUGCUGUUUUCAAAUUUUUUUUCCAAAAACUAUUCUUAAUGUUCCGGAGUUAAUGAUCGUUAUUGAUUGAUACACCACCGACUCAUAAUUAAUUUUAGAAAUUAGGGAUGCAUCUUUAUUUGUAUACCAAUUACCAAACACU
Molecule: messenger RNA, 1021 nt
Organism: Arabidopsis thaliana (thale cress)
Lineage: Eukaryota; Viridiplantae; Streptophyta; Magnoliopsida; Brassicales; Brassicaceae
Gene: GPX4
Product: glutathione peroxidase 4
Exons: 5
Coding region: 309-743 (144 amino acids)
Biological process (GO): cellular oxidant detoxification; response to oxidative stress
Molecular function (GO): peroxidase activity; glutathione peroxidase activity
Source: RefSeq, marked reviewed